Molecule: messenger RNA, 4005 nt
Organism: Aspergillus affinis
Lineage: Eukaryota; Fungi; Ascomycota; Eurotiomycetes; Eurotiales; Aspergillaceae
Product: retrovirus-related Pol polyprotein from transposon TNT 1-94
Exons: 4
Coding region: 1-4005 (1334 amino acids)
Biological process (GO): DNA integration
Molecular function (GO): nucleic acid binding
Source: RefSeq, a predicted model, not a curated record
AUGCACUUGGGCGAUAGCGAUCAAGCCUCGGAUGAAGAGAGCCUGGAUGUUUAUGCGACAGUCAAAAACAUCGGACCUUACAGUGGAGAAUAUGUUGCCCAAGUGUACGGCUGUCCGAACAUGCCUGACUUCCCACAAAGACUACUCCUUGGAUUUAACAUUUGCGACCUCAAUGAUGGAGAGGAGGUGACAGUUCAUCCGCCAUUCCUCCUCCCAUUCCUCCCAUACUUGACUUUCGCAACCGUGCAGAUGCGGCUGGAAUUCGAGGGGCAAGCCUACGAUUGCUACCAAGAUUGGUGUCGACGCGAGGCCGAAGCCUACCAUACUGUCAUUAAGUAUCUCUCGCCUACAGUCAGUGCACAGGUGGCCGGCAUUGGGACGUCUCGAGAACUCUGGAACGAUCUCGAAGAACUAUAUCAACAGACGGAACUGGCUACCUACUGUUCGAUCGGGGACAGAACUCAUAUUGCGAUCCUGCUGACCCAGAUCGGGUCGGAGUAUGCAUUCAUUGUUGAUGCCAUCCAGAAUGACAAGGAGCCGGGGACCCCGGCGGCCGUUGGCAAUCGGCUCGCCAAUGCAGAACGGGUCGUGCGAGGAAAGGAUCCGGCGUCCUCCCCGGCGUCAUCGGCCGCCUCGAUUCAUGUGAUCACGCCCGUUAAGAAGUGUAGAUAUUGCAAGAGAAAAGGUCAUGACCAAUCACGAUGCUGGAAGAAGCAUCCGCAUCUUAGGCCGCAAAGGGACCGUCUGUCCCAUACAGACUGGAGUGAUUCGAGCGCACCCAGCGAUUCAAGUUAUGGAUCAGGUCAGAAGGAAGACCGGCCGGGCCCGCCGGCUUUCAAGAGACCGAGAGUGAAUAUCGUGAGGGCGAAGGUGACGACCUUCUAUACCCACGCGCCAGACCCACGGUGGAUCGUGGACUCCGCUGCCACUAGCCACGUCUGCUGGGACCGGGAGUGUUUUACCAGUCUCCGGCAGCACCGUGAGAUGCUCAUGACGGCGGGAGAUCCGGUGGAAGCCGAAGGGAUAGGCACUGUUAAGCUCAGAAUUAGGGGGAAGCCUCACCGAACGGUAGUCCUGAAGAAUGUGUACUACGCUCCGCGGGUCGGGAUCAACCUGAUCAGUGUACCCAAACUCUUAAGGGACCACUAUUCGGUGGUGGCGCACCCGCGAGGCAUCGCCCUGCAACGCAGAGGACGGCCCGUGGGGAGCAUCCAGCAUACCGGGGAUGACUUGUUCGUCCUCCACUGUCAAGCGAGCUGCAAGCCUCGAGUCCAAGUACAUUUGGCCAGGAAUGCCACAGUCAGCGUCACAUCUCGAGAACCUUCAGAUUUUGUCAUGGCUGAUGGGGAUCCUCUGGAGUUAAGUGGCGCCCAAAGUGUGGUGACCACCUCUGAACUCCACAGUGGUAACGCAUUAGUGAACCUCAAAGAAGAUGCGAGCAUAGGAGUGGACCAGGAAACAUCCGAAGAGCUAUGGCACGCUCGAAUGGGUCAUUUGAAUCGGGGAGACUUGCGGCUGGUCCUCCGACAGUCCGGCACUCCGUACCGUCCUCUGACCUGCCAGGAACUGCAGGCAACGCCGCGGUGUCCGGCGUGCAUGGCGGGGAAGCAGCAUCAGAAGAGGCACUCCCGGCGUAGAAAUCCCUCCAUUCGAUCCUCUGAGAUCUUUGAGUUGGUGCACUCUGAUCUAAUGGAAAUGCCUGUUGGCAAGGAUGGCUCCAGGUACGUGGUCACCUUUACUGAUAAUUAUUCACGCGGCUCGUGGAGCUAUGCAAUGAAAUGGAAGUCCGAAGCACUACAGAAAUUCCAGUUUUUUGAAGCAUGGGUACGCCGACAAUUCGGGACCCGCAUCAAGCGAUUUCUCUGCGAUAACGGAAGAGAAUAUCUGGCCAUCGGCACCUAUCUCGAGUUACAAGGCAUGGAGUUUGACACAUCCGCUCCGUACUGCAAAGGUCAGAAUGGCCUAGCGGAACGUACGAACCGCACGAUCCGGGAGCGGGUUAACACGCUCCUGUAUGAUACGAAACUUCCUCUAUCCUUUUGGACCGAGAUCCUUGACACUGUCGUUUACCUCAAAUUGCGAGCGCCGGCAUCGUUCCUGCAGAAGAAGACCCCAUAUGAGGUUCUAUACGGAAAGCUACCAAGCUUGUCCCAUCUCCGCCGCAUCGGCUCGCAUACUUGGGUCUUGAUCCCCAAAGAACAGCGGCCCAAACUAGGGCCCCGUUCCUCCGAGUGCCGGCUGCUCGGGUACAGCGAACCGAAUCAAUAUAAGCUGUACGAGGGGGAAGUUGGCAACGGCCUCCCGGGCAACGACCCUCCGUCACUAGACCUUCCAAACAUUCCGGUCGCUGCUGUGGACCUAAGUCCGCCGAAACCGAUAUCGAUAGCGAUACCGUCAAUCGCGCUGCCUCCUCAACCUCCACCAGAAGCAGAUGAGCCAGAAGUGGGCGGUAGUACACACGACACUGCUUCUUCUGAAACGACCAAUCCCGUAGCGUCCGAAGUGCAAGAUAUACCGGACCUAGGAUACUCGCUCUUCGGGCGACGACGGCAGCCGUCUCGACGACUCCUCGAAGCGAUAGGCAAAGUCUACUUUACAUUACCGUUGUCGUCCUCAGACCGUGACCCACAGACCUUUCAAGAGGCCGUGUCUGGCCCACAUCGUGUGGACUGGUGGGCGUCGAUCCAGAAGGAAUACAGCUCCCUUCUUGAAAAUGGUACAUGGGAUAAAAUUAUGCGAAAAGACGUUCCACCUGGACACCGCGUUAUCGAGUGCAAAUGGGUGUUCAAGACCAAGGCGAACGGAGUUCGAAAAUCCCGCCUGGUUAUCAAAGGCUUUCGCCAGAGAACUGGAGUUAAUUAUCAUGAGACGUUCGCAGCGGUCUCUCGAAUGGAUUCUGUCCGCUGUAUUGUAGCUAGCGCUAUCCUGAAAGGCUGGGAACUUCAUCAGUUCGACGCGGUAAUAGCAUUUCUCCACGGAGACAUCGACACCGAUAUCUAUAUGGAGUUGCCAGAAGGCUUCCAGGAAGAAGGGUACGUCUGCCGUCUGCGACAAUCCCUCUACGGCUUAAAACAAGCGCCACGGAUCUGGUACCGGUGUGUACGGCGAGUCCUAAAGGCGCAUGGUUUCUUCAUGGCACAAUCAGACAACUGCGUCUUUUACAAGGAGAACUGUGUGGUCUGUGUCUAUGUUGAUGAUUUCCUGGUGGCCGGAGCCAAUGAUCGAGAAAUCUACCUUGUUAGGAACGCUCUCGAAUCGAAGUUCAAACUGAACGAUCUAGGAACUCUACGCUCUUUUCUUGGAAUCCAAUUCGUCAUUCACGAUGAUGGAUCUGUAUCUCUACAUCAGCGACAGUAUAUUCAAAAGAUCCUAUCUGAUUUCUGCAUGGAGACUUGCCAGCCUAAGGAUACUCCAAUGAUUCCCAAAAGCUCUCUGGACCUGAGACCAGACGAGCGCAGUCUUGACGACACCGCCGGAGCCCGCUACAGUUCGGCCAUCGGUGCAUUGAUGUAUCUGAUGAUCGGAACCCGACCAGAUAUCGCGUUCGCGGUUGCGACACUGAGUCGAUUCGUGUCUCGACCGCAAUCGCAUCACCAAGCCGCGCUGCAGCGACUGCUCCGCUACCUGGAAGCAUCGCAGGAUGUCUGCAUCUCAUAUCGAAAGGGUGAUCUGAUCGGCUAUACGGAUGCCGAUUUUGGUGGAUCGGUCGUGACCGACGGGGCAUACUCUACAUCCGGAUAUAUCUUCAAGCUCGCGGGAGGACCUAUCUCCUGGUCGUCCAAGAAACAGGGGGAAAUCGCCACGUCCACCACUCAUGCAGAGUAUAUCGGCCAGUAUAACGCUAUUCUACAUCUGCAGCGGCUGCGUACCUUCCUGGAUGAAACCAAUCUUUAUUGGUUACCGGUCACACACAUUAUGGCCGACAAUCAGUCUGCUAUUGCCUUGUCGCGGAACCCAGAGUUCCAUAAACGGGCCAAACAUUUCAAUGCCAAGUUCCACUAUUAG